Molecule: messenger RNA, 1050 nt
Organism: Lathyrus sativus (Indian pea)
Lineage: Eukaryota; Viridiplantae; Streptophyta; Magnoliopsida; Fabales; Fabaceae
Source: the annotation of a GenBank genome assembly
AUGGUUAUUGCUUCAAUACCGCCGGAUACAAAAACCGAAAGCAUGAUGGCUGCUGCAUCAUCAUCAUUAUCUACAACAUCAAGCAUCUUCACCAUGCAUCAUGACAUUAUCCAUACACACAUCCUCACACGCCUCGACGCCGCCACGCUGGCAACAACCGCCUCCACUUGUUCUCACCUCCGCCACCUCUGUAUAGACGACAAUCUCUGGCGAAAAAUCUGCACCGCCACGUGGCCUUCCCUAGUAGACCCCACCACCUGCCACAUCAUCUCCACUUUCCCAAACCGCCACCGUUCGCUCUUCUCCGACGCAUUCCCCGCACUUCAUCAUUUCUCUUGCAAUUCAAAUUGUCCGUCGUCUCCUCCUCCGCCGGAGAUCAUUUCCGCCGUGGAUAUUUUCUACAAAGGCAAGCCGGUAUUUUCGAGAGUUCGGCGGACCGAAACAACGAAGAACUCGUUUCUCUCCUCGCCGCUAUGGAUUGAAAUUCUGGAACCGAACGAGUUAGUUCCGACGCCGGUGAAGUUCGUAAGAAAAGGCGAAGAAUUGAUGAGGCAUUUGGAAGAGAAUUUAUGUUUAAGCUGGAUCCUAAUCGAUCCGAUCGGGAAACGAUCGGCGAAUGUUUCGAGUCGGAAGCCGGUUUUAGUACGGCGGCACUGGCUAACAAGAGACGUGGAGAUUCUAUUUGCAGUGACGAUGGCGGGGGAGGCGCGACGCGCGACGGAGAGAGUGCAGUGUAUGGUGAAGGUCACGUGCUGUGGGAAAGUCGGAGGGGAGUUGCACGUGAGGGAGGUGAAUUUAGUGAUGGAGGAUAUGGAAGGAGGGAAGGUGAGUGGGAAAGAAGGGGUUGUGAUUUUGCAGAAAGCGAUGGAGUUUGGGGAGAGGAAGAAAGUGGGUGAAGUGGGAGAGAUGAUAGAGAGGUUUGAUACAUUUUUGGGUAUGAUUAGGGAGAGGAGAGAGAAGAAAUAUAGAAGACAGAAGGAACGUGAUGGUGUUUCUAUGGUGGUUGCGUUCAUUGUUUGCGUUUGGUUUUGUUACCUAGCUGGUUUUUGA